AAGAUCAAAGCAGUCACAGGUACAUAUUUUUGCUGUCACACAGCUGCAUGCGAGAAGCGUAGUAGUAUGGCGAGUAAACUCAUCGAGACGUUAUUUAUCUACAGCCUGGCUUCAUUUUAUGGGCUUUUGGCAUCCUUCGCAGUCUUAUGGCAGAUAAUACGUCGAUUUGAAAUCCCUUCCCGAGCAAAGCGGAGAGACACCCCUCCAGUAUGCCUUCUAAACCCUGAACUUGGAACCCACCACUUUCUAAGAACAGCUUCAAACAUAAAAAUUCAUUAUGUGGCCAAAGGUGAUCCACAAAAACCACUCAUGCUCUGCCUUCAUGGCUUCCCUGAGUUUUGGUAUUCAUGGCGAUAUCAGUUGAAAGCUUUCAGUGAUGACUACAGGGUGGUUGCAGUAGAUUUGAGGGGCUAUGGAGAAAGUGAUCAUCCAAUAGGAAAGGACCAGUACAAGGGUUCAUACUUAGUGAAUGAUGUCAAAGAAGUGAUUGAGGGUCUGGGCUACAGUUCAUGUGUGUUGCUUGCUCAUGAUUGGGGAGGUGCCAUUGCAUGGAAUUUCACCCAUAUUCACCCUGAAUUUGUCGACCGGCUGAUUGUGUGCAACAUUCCACACCCAAUAUGCUUUUCAAAGUGUUUGAAGACAUCUAAAAGACAAUUCCGUGCUUCCUGGUACAUGUUCUUCUUUCAAUUGCCUUACCUUCCAGAGUACUUCCUUGAGAUGGACGACUUUAAAGUUUACGAUGAGGUUUUUAAGAAUGUCAAAAACUUCACUGAAGAAGAUGUAGAAGCAUACAAGUAUGCUUUGUGUCAGUCUGGGUGUACUGGUCCCUUGAACUACUACAGGGCUGCGUUUUCUUACCAAGAUUUACCUCCUGGGUACUGGCGCACCAAGAUCAAGGCUCCAACCCUUGUGGUUUGGGGAAAAGAAGACAUGGCUCUGUUGAUGGAAACGUUGACAGGAACUGAUAAUUUUGUGGAAGACUUGACGAUCAAAUACGUUGAUGGAGCAACUCACUGGGUCCAAGUCGAUGGAUGCGAGGACGUGAACAAACACAUUCGUGAGUUUCUCAAUGUCCAUCCACAGGAAUCUUUACAGAAACCAGAUUAGAACGAGACAAGGACUGUUCAAUGCGCCUUUUAGUUGAUUUCUCUGCUACUGAAGAAAACGAGUGUCUGCCAAAAUUUCCAAGGAAAUAAAAGUCUGCUCUUGGUUUUAGAGAGGAGAGUAGAACGAGAGGAUUUGGUAAUUCCCAUUACCAUCAUCAAGAUUCUCAAGAUUGACAUUAAAUUAGAUAACAUUUUCCUUUAAGUUGUUCUCUAGUUUUUGUACGUUGUGUCUGAGGCUGAUAGUUUUCAAUAGUGUGAAAUGGAUUUGUCUCGUAUGUGUCAUUUUCAAUGCUCCAUAAAAUUAAAGUAA
Molecule: messenger RNA, 1416 nt
Organism: Pocillopora verrucosa
Lineage: Eukaryota; Metazoa; Cnidaria; Anthozoa; Scleractinia; Pocilloporidae
Product: epoxide hydrolase 4-like
Molecular function (GO): hydrolase activity
Source: RefSeq, a predicted model, not a curated record